AUGUCCAGUUCAACCGGCUGUGUUUCAAGCCAAGUGAGGACAGCUUGCACGCAGGUGGAGUAUUAUUUGUCGAACGAGAACUUGCAGCAUGACAGAUUCUUUCGGGAUCUGAUUGCCGAGGAUUUCGGCUGGAUCGACAUGGACCCCAUUCUGCGAUGCAAUAAGAUCAAAAGCUUGGGCAUCUCCCGAGAAGAUCUCCUUGAAGCACUUCGGUGCUCGGAGCUUCUGGACGUUCAGAACGGGCGCGUCCGUCGAAAAGCACCGUUCAGACCGGAUGACAUAGGACAUGCAGAAGGACGUGGAGGAAGGAAAGGCGACACCAAAGGAGGCAAAGGAGAAACCAAAGGAAACCCAGGAGGCGGCAAAGGAAGGAAAGAGAUGCAGGUUCCUAUCUAUGACCCUGCUGGACCUUGUGGAUACUUCAUGGCUGGAUACUGCCAACAUGGAAAGAAGUGCUUCCUUCAGCACUCUGUGCCAUACGCUAUGGCCAUUCGGGACGAAUGGCUACAUGCCGGUGAGUCGGGACCUCGGAAAGCGUUGCAAGCUGCAGCGGUUGAAGUUCUGGGAGAAGAUGCAGCAAGUCCGUUAUUUCCUCGAGUUUUUUCUCACAAGCUUCAAUGCAAGGCUCUGGCCACGGCAGGGGCAGAUGACCAGAGCCUGUCAGAUUUAGGUUUUGAGUGGAGCACAGAGGAUGCCACCAAAGAGCUUGCUGAGAAGAAAAGCCGUUGGACUCGACAUUCAAGGCGGAAUGAUCAGCCCUUUGAAAAUCGACUGCAUGGAGCACCCCAAAUACACUAUUUUCUGAUCUUCGAUCUUGAAGGGAAGCAUGAGAUCAUUGAAUUUCCUGUGCUACUGUUUGAUGCAGUUGCAGGCCGUGAGAUCGGCCGCUUCCAAAAGUUUGUCCGCCCCACUGAUCUCUUCAAAGGUUGCCAGCUGAUUGAGACCCCUGCAGUUCCAUUUCCUGCUGUCCUGGAAGAGUUCAAUCGCUGGCUAGAGGGGAUGGUUGGGAAAGGUUUGCAAGCGAUGGGGCAGGACUCGUCUGACAUGGUGUUCGUGACCUGUGGUGAUUGGGAUUGCAAACACGUUUGGACCCAAUGCCAGAUUUGCGGCGUGCCUGCUCCAAGAGCCUUCUCACAGUGGAUCAACAUCAAAAGAACUUAUGCCAACACCUUUGGAGGUGACUUCCGAGGAAUGAAGAGCAUGCUUUCCAGGCUUCGAAUGCUUGACAAAGAUGGCAACCCCAAGCACGGAUUUCACCACUUGGGCAUGCAUGAUGUUGAAAACAUCACUCGCUGCUUGGUCCACUUGGUGGAGCAAGGCACCCAGCUUGAAGUAGUUCACCUCCAAGGCAAGCUACCCAUAGAUCCCUGUCGCCUAGAGGAGCUUGUUGCUGCACGCCUCAGCAAAUGGGUGUAUUGCACUGAUGGUAUUUCUGAGCCGAUCCCGGACCUUCCUGGUGUGUCACUUUCUGCUGGAUGUGUUAGCGAAGAGCUACAGACUGGGAGCGUGAAAAUGGCGCUGGUCACAGCAGAGCUCCCAGGUGACCACAAGACGCUGUUCGUCAUUUUCAAGGGGACCUCCUACUUGCUGGAUGUAGUGAACUGGAAUAUGGAGCACGACUACGAAGUGAUCGGAGAUGGAAACCAUUUCAUGCACAAGGGAGCUGCCGGAAUCAUGAGGAAUAUCGUCUUCAUGAAAGUCCGGCCGUCCUCAGACUUCGCCAGAAGACUUGAGCAGGCGUACAAAGAAGGGGUGCGCAACAUCGUUUUGGCUGGACACUCGCUUGGUGGCAUGUAUGCCAUGGCUGGCAUGUACUUUGCUUUUCAGGAGCUGCAAAUUUUACUGCCAGACCGCUGCCGUUUGCGUGGGGAUGCCCGAAAGCUGCUGCGAACAAUCCGCUGCGUCACAUUUGGAUCGCCAAUGUGCUUUGGUGCUGACUCUGAAGAUCGUGAUGAGAAGUUUGCCAGGUUUGAGGAAUUUGCCCGGGAGCGAUGCGUGAAUUUCAUCAACGCAGGCGACCCAUGCCCCCGGGCCUGGUCUGCAGUAAGCCCUCGAGAUGUCAUUCGUGAAGCGGCCGAGUACAUGAAAGAGCAAGCCAAGGAGAGGAAUAUGGUCAGUGGACGAAUUGCUGCCAAAGUGAUUCAUGCGGCAACCAGUGCCUUGCUGGCUCGACAAGACACAGAUCAUCUCGUUGGCUCCUCACAGGGCUUCAAACACCUCUCCACAAUUCGCUUGCUCACCCGUGAGGAUAAAGAGCACAUUCAUUGGCAACGAGACUUCUCUUUGGCGCCACGGGGGUUUGGAGACCAUUCAAUGUCUGAGUACUGCGAUCUACUUUUUGAUGCUUGCUACGCCACCGAGCCAAGCUGCCACAUGUAUGACGAGUUUGGAACCAAGCUGGUGGUCACCCGCAUCAGGCCAAGCUUCGUGGCCCGGUACCAGAACACAUGGCCCGAGAGCCUGGAGGUAGAAGUGGAUUGGGACGAAUUUGAAGAUGAAAGAGAUAUUUUGUCAAAGCUGCCUUUAGACCAGCUUUUGAAGGAGGUGAGGGUGCCUCCUCCCAAAAUAGAUCCAGCGCCCCUGCAUUUGCUUGAUGCAAGCCGCCGGUGCAUGUCUCCUCGUCAUUUGACCAGAUCCUCCGUUCUGGUUCAUGUCUACAAUCUCAAUGAAACCUUUAUGCAAGCAAACAGAGUGUUAGCAGUGGCCGGUAGUGGCGCUUUUCAUGCCGGUGUGGAAAUCUUUGAUUGGGAGUGGUCUUAUGGCAUCUUUGGUGUCAGAAAGACUAUUCCAAGGAACCAGACGCGGCACAUCUACAAGUGUAGCGUUUUUCUUGGGGAUUCAGAAGUGGGCCAGGCGGAAUUUGUAGAGCUGUUGAGAGAGUGCUUUCAAGACUUCAUGGGUGAACACUAUGAGCUCGUGGGGCACAACUGCUGCACUUUUGCACGGGCAUUGGUUCGCAAGUUACAGGUUCGAGCCAUGCCAUCGUGGGUUGACCGGCUAGCACGAGGCUUGAAUUUUGGUGCCAAGGCCGCUCGCGUAGCAACACGUCCCAUGAAGCAGGCAGCUGCAUUAGGCGGCCGCAUGUUGCGGAUGGGUAGAGGUGCAGGAUCAGAAUCGGAUGAUGAUGAGGAUUUGACAGACCUCCCAUCCCCCGUUCUCCAGGACGGCAUUCCGGGUCAAAUUGCAACCGCAAUGCCUCAGCCCUGUGCACAACAGCAACAACAGCCUGGCUUUGCCAUUGCGAAGCCUCAGCUGGCUACUGGACCACCACACGUACCGGCAAAUGGUGGCGUGCGGGACAACACUGCGGGACCGUUCCCGGCCUCAGCUCCUCAUGGUCCCACGCUGCCUUUGCAACAAAAGCAUCCUGAGGCACUGGCGCGAUCUGGCGAACAAGUUCAGGGCAGCUUGCCAAGCUCCAAGGUAGAAGUCGAUGGGGACGAAUCUGAAGAUGAAAGUGACAUUUUGGCUCAGUUACCUCCAGAUCAGUUGUUUGAGGAGGUGGUGACGACGCCCCCAGAAACAGAUCCAGCGCCCCUGCACUUGCUUGAUGCAAACCGCAGGCGCAUGUCCUCCCGUCAUUUGACCAGAUCCUCCGUCCUUGUCCAUGUCUACAAUCUCAAUGGACCUUUUAUGCGAGCAAACAAACUGCUCGCGGUCACUGGUAAUGGUGCUUUUCAUGCCGGUGUGGAAAUCUUUGAUUGGGAAUGGUGCUAUGGCAUCCAUGGCGUCAAAAAGACCAUUCCAAGGAAACACCCGCGGCACAUCUACAAGUGUAGCGUUUUUCUUGGGGAUUCAGAAGUGAGCCAGGCGGAAUUUGUAGAGCUGUUGAGGGAGUGCUUUCAAGACUUCAUGGGUGAUCACUAUGAGCUCGUGGGGCACAACUGCUGCACUUUUGCACGGGCAUUGGUUCGCAAGUUAAAGGUUCAAGCCAUGCCAUCGUGGGUUGAUCGGCUAGCACGAGGCUUGAAUUUUGGUGCCAAGGCCGCUCGCGUAGCAACACGUCCCAUGAAGCAGGCAGCUGCAUUAGGCGGCCGCAUGUUGCGGAUGGGUAGAGGUGCAGGAUCAGAAUCGGAGGAGAAUGAGAACAUGACAGAUCUCCCAAGUCAUUUUCCCGACCCAGGUCAAAUUGAAACUGGAAUGCCUCAGCCCUGUGCACAAGAGCAACAACAGCAACCUCCAGCGCUCCCUGCGCAGUCUGGCUUUGCGAAGCCUCAGCCGGCCACUGGACCGCCAUACAUACUGGCGAAUGGUGGUGUGCAGGAGGACAACACUGUGGGGCUAUUCCCGGCCUCAGCUCCCCAUGGUCCCAUGCUGCCUUUGCAACCUGUAAAGUAUCCCGAGGCGCAUGGCUAUGUCCAACAAAGACAACCAGCACCCCAGUUGCAACAGGCGAUGGUACCCCCAGUAGUGUAUGUGCCAGCUUCAGGCGCUCCAGUGUAUGCAACGCCAUCAGGCCCAUGCAUAUACAUUGCCCCUGGCCAGAUGUACCCAGGGAAUGCGUACCCAGUGGCACCUAGACAACCAGGCUUCCGAUAA
Messenger RNA from Durusdinium trenchii, 4539 nucleotides. Lineage: Eukaryota; Dinophyceae; Suessiales; Symbiodiniaceae. The record is from the annotation of a GenBank genome assembly.